Molecule: messenger RNA, 6468 nt
Organism: Rhipicephalus microplus (southern cattle tick)
Lineage: Eukaryota; Metazoa; Arthropoda; Arachnida; Ixodida; Ixodidae
Gene: Naxe
Product: NAD(P)HX epimerase
Cellular component (GO): mitochondrion
Molecular function (GO): NAD(P)HX epimerase activity
Source: RefSeq, a predicted model, not a curated record
GGGAUGAAGGGAGAAUGAAGCGACCGCGGUGUGGGCGACGUCUGGGGAGGCGAGGCUGCCGAAGUCGCGCCUCCGUGUGAACGGUAGCAGCGACCGACCCAGCGUGCGGUGCAGGCGUGUGCGUGGGUGUGGCGACGUGGUGGACAACGACGCUCUCAGCGUGCGUGGGAAGAGCGGCAGUCUCGCUGCUGCAGUGUCCGGCAGCUUUCUUCCAGGCCUCCCGUCCAACGGUCGCCGUCUGCCACCUCGUGUCCCCGAACUCGCUCAGCUCGAACCGGCGAUCAUGGAGAAAAGCGAGAAGAAGCCGAUGCGCUUCUCCUUCCGACGCCGUCCCAAGAGUGUCAGCGUGGACCGAUCCGAGCCGCACAUCGUCGCCGACGCCAACAUAGCCCAGUACUUGGAGAGGAUGCGAUACGUCAGCCAGGAGGAGGCCAUCAAGAUCGACCAGGAGCUCUUCUCGGAGUAUGCAUACAGUUUGGACCAGCUCAUGGAGCUGGCUGGUCUCAGUGUAGCCACUGCGGUAGCGAAGUCCUACCCCAAGGCGACCAUGACCAAAGGUGCCACUGUUCUUGUCUGCUGCGGACCCGGCAACAACGGUGGAGACGGGCUCGUGUGUGCCAGGCACCUCAAACUUUUUGGUUAUGAACCAUCAGUGUUCUACCCAAAGCAGUCCAACAAGCCACUGUUCCAAAACCUGACUAAGCAGUGCCAAGAGAUGGAGGUGCCGUUUUUGUCCUUCCUGCCAGACUCGCAACUGAUUGCAGACUCCUACAAUGUAGUUGUGGAUGCCCUGUUUGGGUUUAGCUUCAAGCCUCCUGUGCGGCCAGAAUUCGCAGACGUGCUCGACAAGAUCAAGAAGGUGAAGAUCCCAGUGGCCAGCAUUGAUAUUCCCUCGGGCUGGGACGUGGAGAAUGGAGGCGACGCAGAAGCUCUGCAGCCGGAGUGCUUGGUGUCUCUGACAGCACCGAAAUUGUGCAGCCGCAACUUCAAAGGUCGGUGGCACUGGCUAGGUGGCCGCUUUGUGCCGCCUGCAUUGGCUGCAAAGUACGAGCUCAACCUGCCACCAUACCCAGGCACCGAGUGUUGCGUCCUUCUCACACCGACAGCCUCCUCGUGAGGCCUCUGCCACUUGAACAAAAGCUGGGCGGCCCUUACUCCAUCUGUUAUUACAGCUUGGUUGUUUUUUUGUUAUCUAAAACUUUCCAAAGGCUAGACAAUGUAGAAUGAUUGCUUGUGGCAUUCACUUCCUCCAACUUUUGCGGGACUCUCAGCAUUAGUUGACGAUGCUCGCAGUUUCUUCCACAGCACACACACCUUUCAGAAUUUCAUUUGUUAGGAUACUUUGAGACAUGUGCACAUGAGUGUGGUUUGUAAUUGAGCUUGUCAGUUGUGCGAUGUAACGACCUCAAGAGAAAUUGUGGGUAAGGCAAAUAAAACAGAAUGUAUGUGCAAUUCUGGGUUGGACAUGUCAGUACACAAAGGAAGACGGCUUGUGAAUUUUCAACUCAUAACUCGCAUUGUAAAUGCUCUUUUGCUUAUCACUGAAGUGUCCAAUUAUCUUUGUCCAUGUCUUGGUAUUUGGUUCCAAGCCAUAUAGUGAGUACGUUAUCGUAAUCUCAGUGCCAAGGCAUGCUAUAUAAAUUUUUAAUAGGUCACGUUAUUGCACUGGAGGUUUUUCAGAGUACCAGGAGUACUACAGAAGGUUUAACAUAUUACAGGAAUGCUAAUAGUAUGUGCAAUUUUCACAAGCCCUAACAAGUUUGCAUACUUUGAUAGUCAUUCAACAGUGGAAGCAGAACACAAACACACUCUGCAAAAGUGCUCUUCACAUUUGCAGAAAGUAGCACCAGGGAAAUGCUGAUAACAUUUUGCCAACUCUCUGUACUCAGCACAAAUGUUGUUGCCUGUGAUGGCUGUGCUAGGUUUAUAAAAGGCGCUUUACUGCCAACCCUGCGCUGUCAUACUGUUUCAUGCUUUGGGUCAUUUAGCUUUAAACAAGGGCUGUUUUGAGAGAACUUUGCCAUAUCAAGUAAUGCUUGGGCAAUUUAUUAUUAUUAAACGACCAGAAACAGAUGCCAGUUAGUAGCACAAGUAGCAAGCUAGGUGGUGCAAGUUGUUGAAUUUGGUGUAGAAUUUUUUGUUGUCCGCAUGUAAAUUAAAAAUGUUAAUUGUUUUGCCUUAGAGGAAGUUCAUGCAUGGCAGGCACAAUUUCAUCAGUGAGCUAAUCUGGUGUGUCAUACAAGCCCUGUUAAGUGAGACCAGCAAUGUUUUUAAGCACAUGUAUAUACAUGUACUGUUCCAGACACUUGGCAAUAUUGAUAAGAGGUAAUGGCUAUGCAUAAUACAUGGCUAUGCAUAAGAAAAGCAGGCAAAGUAUCCAGAGCAGCACUUCAUAAUCCUUCCCAUUGAAAGGCCCAGCCAUGAUAAAAUCUCAUGCGUUCAUCUCUUUCACAGAACUUUGCCGACUGUUUCACCUCCUUUCUACCAUCAUACAAGGCACUUUGAGCCUAGAAUUUCCUUUAUAGUUAGAUGUAUAUGGUAGUUGAGAAAGGAAACGACAUUUUGGAGGGUACAUUAAAGGAGUCACUAAACGUAACGAGUGGUUGCUUUUGAAGGUUUGCAGACCACAGUGUGCAAUCUUCACUGCAAGUUUCGCAGCCACUGAUGCGAGUAAUGAAAACUGUCACUGGUCUCCACGACAGGAUUUUCAUAACAUGCUUGUUGUUCAGCUUUGAAAAUGAUAGCGCAUUCUUGUACCCAAGACAAGCUAGUGUGCAAUCAUGUUACUGUUUAUGCGAGUGGCUUGUUGCGAUUUUGCUAAGGCUCAACUUAUAGGCUGGCCAGAGAGGCAGGGCGUUGAUGUAAUAAUCAUUUUGCGCACCUAUACUUUUCUGAAAGUUUGUUAUCACGUUUUUUUUUUUUUCGGUUUCAAAUAGAUGCAGAACUACCAACAGGCACUUGUUGUACAACUUUGUGUCCGUGAUACACGAAAAGGCCUUUGAAAUUUUCCAGUCCUCUAAAAAGUUGUUCCUCUUCAUGUUUAGCAAGUUUCCCAAAAAUAACCUUCAUCUCACUCCCUUGUCUACUUCUGAUGUGAUCUCUGUUGAGAAUUUUGCAUGAAUUGAAGAUUUUCUGUAUCGGCCCCACUUUCUGCAUUUUGCCCAACAUACCGAUAAGCAUGCUGUAUAGCUUCAAGUUGCUAGUCAUUAGAACCUAUGUAAAAGUAGUGUAACCCAAAGGACUAAUCUUAAUCAGUACAUACAUUAAACUGUGGUGAGAGCUUCAUUACUUGAGGCACACCAGAUGUUUGCAGCCCAAUCUCAAAUGCCAAAUAUUACUAAUCUCACGUGCCUCAUUUUUGAUGCAAGGCCUACAGCACAUGCAUGUUUUGCAAGUAUUGUGAUGUGCUGUAAAUAGAACAUUGCUGUCUCGUUACUUGCGGGUGAGCACUUUCUUUGGGUCAUUACAUCUUUCAUACACGUUUUUACAGAGUGUUUCGUACAUUGGAACAGCCUGUCAGCACUGGUCUUGGUAACCAUUGCUGAAUUUCGACAACCAGGCAGGCUGCCAUGCUCAAGCACAAAUGUAUAAAAUAAAGCCUGUGCUUAAUGCAUAGAUGUUAGCACAGUUUUCAUCAAAAGUUUCAAAGCCACUCGGCAUGUGUUAGUUUGGCAUCGUUCUCUGUUGCAGUGCUCCUUUGGCAUGUGAAAAGUUUGGGAAAGAGUGAAAUAAUUCGUGGAGUAACAAAGAUCAUACGCAGGCCCCAGUACACAGCCCAGCUGCAGGUUUAUUCAGGCACAUUACCUUUGAAACUCUUGACAAAGGCUGUAGCUUUUUUGCAAACAUGCACACCAUAAUCAUUGUUGUCAGAAUGCUGUGCUUGUAAUUUUCUGCUGAGAAAAACGAAGAGUAUUUUCUCGCCCUACACUGUUUGGUGUGUACAAUAGGUACUUCUAUAGCACAAUUGUAUAGGCAUUGUACAAUGCAAUCUAUUCUAUACUCUGAACAGCAGGCCAAAUGAUGUGAAACUUGUGCAAAUACAAAAGGGUGUGCUCAUCAGUGUAGGCAUGCAGCAUUAUAUAUAUAUGCUCUAGAAAGCUGUUUUUGAAUUUGCCAUUUACGGAAUGCAUGAGUGUCACUCAAGUGAGAUCUUAUUGCAGUUGACACAUCUUGCAAAGUCUACAGUUACAUAAGGUUGCCUUUUACCUUCUACUUGGAAUCAGCAUAGAAAUUCAUGGCACUGCUGUGAUUUGCUGCAUUUCUAAUGGUUCAAUUAAGCAAAAUGUAUUGCAACGUCACCCUUACAAUUGAUACAGGAACACAUCUUAACUGGCUGUUGAAGGUUUUAUCUUCACACUGCAUAGUUGUGUGCAGUGCUUCCUGAAUAAGAAGCCAUAUGUGCUUAACUCUGAUAUGGCAAUACUUAGCAUUUUUCCAAAGAAUUUAUAUGAACUCUUAGUAUGAUAGUUAGAGUUGCAUACAGUCAACUGUAUGUUUUAAUUAGUGCUUUCUUAAGGUAAUGUCUUUCACAUUACAAUAGAAAACAAAGCGUGCAGUGCUUAAAAGUGGUCUUGCUUCGGAUUAAAUUUCUAAACACAUGCAAAACACAAUGUCUCGGUGGUUCGAAUUAUGGACAAAUUAGGUAUACAAAAGUAUUCUUUUAGCCGGCAUCUGAUGCUGUGAAGAAGCUUGAAGAAGAGAAAUAUUGCUUCAUAAAAAACUAACUUAACUCUAUACAGUGAAGUAGGGUGCAGUUUUAUGCAGAGAUACUAUAGUACACUUUGGCCUAUGUGUCUUCAUGCAGCACAAUUUGAGCACACCAUGAGGGCUUGGAAGUUAUAUGGGCUGUGCUCCAAAGGAAGCAAUACGUCUAACUUCCUCAAUAUGUGUAGAUAGUGAAGUUACAGUGUCAACAAUGCUGUGCAAAUAAGACAAAAUCACUUGGGAAAAUUUUCACUACGCAACAGUGCUAACCAAAACACACAUCAGCUUUUACACAAAAAGACAGCCAGAUUUCACAGAUUUAAAAAUGCAAAUAAUAGCACAGGUGCUGUACGAAAUAAAAAUCUGAAGCAAUUUGGGGAAAAAAUACUUUGUGUGCCUUGUUUGUAGCACUAAAAAUAAUGGCAUAACCUGCCGAGUAGAGUAGCUAUGUGCUGACCAUAGCAGAAAAUAGCAAGAAAGUCCUGUGCAACACGAGCAGUGUUUAUAUUUUACAAACCUUAUUUUGCAUGUUUUAAGAUGCAGUUACUCAAGCCAAGUUUGGGGAAGCAAAUGUGCCUGGGAAAAUACUAGUAGGAACAAGCUAGAACUCUUUGUCACUCAAGCAGUGAACAGUAGAGUAUGCGUUGUUCACUUGGAAGAGCACUGAAACUGUGAAAUGCGAAACUUUCUGCUUGUAUGUAGUGCUUCCGCUUGUAUAUUAGCGUUGAUGUCAUAACUCCAUGCCUAUGUGUACAGAUUGUAGCGCCACUACAAGCACCCAGUGGCCCGCACAUUUGGGCCUACUACUGAUUUUCCUCGCAUACGUUGCUAUCCAGCUACGUUGUAAACCAUGUUCUGAAUUUUACGCUUUUUAAGGGACUCAUCCUACGAAGCUAAAUAUGGAAAUAUGCUUGUUUGUCCAAGAGUUUACUUAACAUAUUGAGAGUGAAGAGCCUGUGGCAUUAAUGGGAAAAACUAGAGAAGCAUGCCGGCAUAAUGCCUUGUUCACUUUCAUCACGCAUUAAGCAAUUACAGCCUGUUAAGAUUCAUUACAAUUCCCACUCGCGUUUCCCACUCGAACAAUGACUUCUGUAUGAACCAGGAUAAAUGUGUGGAACAAAUAUACCUAAUAUUUAUUCCACACCUAACAAGAGCAGACAUAGGGGGGCAGAGCAGACAAAAAGUACUAUCGACUUUCACAAGUAAAGGAUAGUAAUCCAAAAAUCACACUCUCUUUUGGAAUUUCACCCAGACUUGGACUUUAAGCAAGCUUGUCAAGCUUACACCCACAGGCAAUUAGCAAACUUAAUCGACCAUGCAGUAAACGUGCUAAACUUGGUUUCGACAUGCAGGUCACUGUGUAUCGAUUCCACGAAGUAGUGCCACCAUUUUUUGAAGAGAGAACACACCUUGUGAAGUACUCGCACCAAUUUUCUCCAAACACCUUUUGCAGCUAUUCCCUUGCAUGGUUUUCAUGCAUUUACACUACCACAGGAGAAGUCCUCCCUGCCACCAUUUCUCGACUUGUAAUGUGUGGUCAACUGGCAAUAUUUUUGCAUGUCUGCUAUCUUGACUAUGACUUCAUAUCUACGCCAAACUUCCUUGGCACUGUGUAUUCCUCAGCCAAAUACAUGUGGUAGCACUGCUCAAUGUAUGGCAUCAGAAAAGAAAGCAUGCACUGGCACAAUUAUAAUUGAAUUUUUAUACUUGCUUCUAUUGUGGUUAAGUGUGCAGAGGAUAAAGAAUAAAGCUUUCGCAUUGGCU